This is a messenger RNA of Salvia splendens (bonfire salvia), 1867 nucleotides long. Its product is annotated as protein trichome birefringence-like 11. Gene Ontology annotation, cellular component: Golgi apparatus. Gene Ontology annotation, molecular function: O-acetyltransferase activity. The record is from RefSeq and is a predicted model, not a curated record. Lineage: Eukaryota; Viridiplantae; Streptophyta; Magnoliopsida; Lamiales; Lamiaceae. The transcript is spliced from 4 exons. Bases 257 to 1564 code for a protein of 435 amino acids.
GCAGAGCAAUAAAAUAUAGCAAAGAAUUCUAGAAUGUGUCAUCAUUUUUCAUGUUUCUCUCUCUCUCCAUAGUCGUGGUCGAGGAGUGGGAAUCUAGUAAAGGCAGAGGUGCUCUGCUUUUCAUUCAAAUUCAAUAAUUCAUUCUACUCUAACUUCUCCUCUCUAACUUCUUUACUCUUCUGCCAUAAUUAGUCCAUUUUUCCUGUCUGCUCUAAAUAAAAUCCCAAACCAAUAGAAACUAAGAAUAUUUUGCAAGAUGCCCCUUUCCGAUUUCUCCAUGAAAUUCAAAUUCUUGAAACCUCCGGAUUCCACGCUGGGCGUUGUGGGCUGCUUCUCCUUCUGCCUCUGCUUGAUUCUUUGCUUCUUCCUGCUGGACUACAGCGUUGUGGAGAACUUUCAUGGGAAUUCAUCGUUGAUGGCAUGGUUCAAGCCGAAUGGUUCGCUGCCGGGGCAGGAGAUGGUGGGAUUUCUCGAAGCAGGCGGUGAUGGGUGUGAUGUAUUUAAUGGGAGAUGGGAGUGGGAUGAAAGGUAUCCGCUUUACCAAUCGCGGGAUUGCGCUUUCUUGGAUGAGGGUUUCAGGUGUAGUGAGAACGGCAGGCCCGAUAAUUUCUAUACCAAGUGGCGCUGGCAGCCCAAUCAUUGCAACUUGCCAAGAUUUGAUGCGAAAGUCAUGCUGGAGAAGCUGCGAGGCAAGCGCCUAGCAUUUGUUGGAGACUCUAUAGGUCGGAACCAAUGGGAGUCGCUUCUUUGCAUGCUAUCCUCAGCGGUUCCAAACAAGACUUCGAUUUAUGAAGUGAAUGGGAACCCUAUUACAAAGCAUAUGGGCUUUUUGAUCUUUAAAUUUAGAGACUUCAACUGCACAGUUGAGUACUAUAGAGCUCCAUUUCUAGUGUUGCAGAGCCGGGCACCUGCUGGCGCCCCCAAAAACGUGAAAAUGACAUUGAAGCUGGAUCAAAUGGAUUGGAGCUCGUCGAAGUGGAAGGACGCGGAUAUACUGAUUUUCAACACCGGACACUGGUGGAAUAACGAGAAGACCAUCAAAGUGGGAUGUUACUUCCAAGAAGGGAUGGAGAUUAAGAUGGAGAUGAGCGUCGAAGAUGCCUUCCGUAGGUCUAUAUUUACGGUAAUGGACUGGAUCGGCCGUCAAGUAAAUGUUUCAACAAAACAUAUCCUCUUCCGAACCUAUGCUCCCGUACAUUUCAGUGGAGGGGACUGGAACACCGGUGGUGGCUGUGACCUAGAGACGUUCCCAGAUUUGACUGCAUCUCCGAUGUCACCUGAAACACUGGUGGGGUUCAAAACCGUUGUUGAUGCCUUGUCCGAACGUCAGAGACUCCCAGUUAUAGAAUUAUUGAACGUGACUAGCAUGACGUCCCAAAGAAGAGACGGGCACUCUUCAUACUACUACUUAGGUCCUGCAGCCCAACCCUCUGCUCUUCAGCAUCAAGACUGCAGCCACUGGUGCCUCCCUGGCAUCCCUGACUCGUGGAACGAGCUUCUGUAUGCUGUUUUACUCAAACGAGAGGGGUGGAAUUCAACAAAAACUCCUCAUUCCCCUGGCUAGCGCAAUACAAGAUCAAAAUGGCUUUCGAUGCAAAACCAUCAAGUGAUGAUAACUUGAAGUUUGAUGCAGUGAUCUGUGCUGUUCGUAUGAAAGAUGAGGGAUGCUUCUUCCACGGAUUGAUCAAUUGAGCAUUCGACACUGCAAAGAAGCGCACGCCACUGGUUUAGGUCAGUUGCUUUGAUGUUAGGAAGAUGUGCAGGGAGUAAUAUUAAGAUUAUUUUUAGGUAAAUAUAUAUUCUUAUCGUUGCAUUAUUGGAGAAAUACAAAUUUGAUUGCCAAGAAAUGCACAGAUUUAAAGCUAAA